AUGGGCUGUCGGCACAACAAAGUUCAUCGAGCGAAUGAUGUGACCCAUGUUCAGGAUUUGACCGUAGGUUUGCGUCAAAUUCAUGUACCGCUACCGAUAGGAGCACGAGUUGAUCUAGAGACAUUCACACGCAUUUGGUUACAAGUUGGUGAUGACGACGAUGAGUGGCAUCAGGUUCGCGCGCGACUAACUAAACUUGAUGAUGAAAUGCUCAUAUUUAACCAUCUAGAAGAAUGUGUUGACUAUCUGCAACAUGAGCAUGUUAAGAAACUCUAUUUGAUAGUGUCCGGUAAAGAUAGACCGAACGAAUAUGGACGACAAACCAUUAUUGAUGCUCUCAGAGACCAUCAGCUGACAGAUUUAUAUGUUAGUUAUAUAAGACGUGUACGAUUUGGCCAUCAAUACAUUUCUAUAUAUGGUCAAUUUGAUGACGGUAAUGAUCCUCGCCAUGACGAUGAAGGACUAUCAGAGCAAAUGGUUGUCUUUGGUUUCACACAUAGAAAGGAAACAUCCAUCAGUAAUUUGACAGAUAGUCAGGUACGUUUUAUAUGGUUUCAAUUGUUGCUGGAUAUUUUGCUUCGACUACCACGUAAUAUGGCUGAUAUGAGUGAUAUGGUUGACGUGGCUCGUGCUUAUUAUGAUACAGAUCCUGUAGAAUCAGACAAAAUUAAUGAAUUUGAGCGUACAUAUCGAUCAUCGCAAGCCAUCUGGUGGUAUACAAAUGAUUCAUUUGUUUAUCGUCUACUUAAUCGAGCCUUUCGCACGCAAGAUAUUCGGAUCAUAUUCGCAUUUCGACUGUUUAUUUGUGAUCUAUUCACACAGCUAGCACAGGUGGCACAGGUGGCACAGGUGGCAAAAGAGACAACACAAACAGCGCCCUUCACAGUUUUUCGUGGUCAGUUUAUACCCAUCGACGAGUUAGAGACAAUAAAAAACAAUGUUGGUGGUCUCAUUUCAACUACAACGUUUUUAUCAACUACGUUAGACUUAUAUGUAGCAUUCAUUUAUGCUGGCAAUGGCUCACGUUUACCGACUCAUGCUUCAGUUGUGUUUGAAAUUAUCGUAAAUAAUGCUGGCAAUGACAGUCAACUACUGGAACGGCCAUAUGCCUUGAUUGCUCAGUACAGUGACAAACAGGACGAAAGAGAAUAUCUGUUCUCAAUGGGCUUUAUGUUUCGAAUCAUUUCUGUAGAUGAGUACGGCUUGACAUGGUACGUACGUCUACACGUCGAAUGUGAGGUUGAACAACGUAUGAAAGAACUGAGUGCUCAUUUGCGACGUGAUAUGAUAGAAUCUACCACUGAUAUACUGACGCUCGGUGACUUUUUGAUUAAAAUGGGAGAACUUGAACAAGCGGAACAGUUUUUCGGACUCAUGCUUAAUCUGCAAGUGCCUGACGACAUUAAUAACGCUUACCUCUAUAACAGUAUUGGGUUGCUGCAUAUCGAUAGAGGUAAUUUUAAUAUGGGUAGGACAUUGUUUGAACGCGCUCUAGCUAUGCUAGAUGGAAAUGAACCUCAUGAUCCGUUUAUGGUCACUAUUCUUAACAACCUUGGCUUGGCCUGUCUUAAUCAAGGACAAUAUACCGGAGCACUCAAAUAUUUCAAACGUGCAAUUAAAAAUUCGCUAUCCGAAAAUACAAACGCAAGUAUGUAUUCAAAUAUGGGUUCGGUCUAUCAGAGGAAAGGCCAAUAUGUUAAAGCUCGUCGUUAUUACCGACGGGCAUUGGCAAUUGAACAAAUGUAUUCGACAUAUUCACAUUUUAAUUCGACUAGUACAUAUAUCAAUUUAGGGGAGUUAGAAAAUGAAUUAGGCAACUAUACUGAAGCACUAAAUUUGUUCGAACGAGCUUUAAAUAUCUACCAACAAAAUUUACCACCCAAUCACCAUUUACUUGCACAUCCUCUGAAUAACAUGGGUAUGAUAUACAGUGAGAUGAACGAUUUUAGCCGAGCUUGUGAUUUAUGUGAACAAGCACUGCAAAUUCUAAUGACAUCAUUUCAUCGUAAUAAAGAUGAACAUCCAUUAGUGAUUGCAACACUUAAUAAUUUGGCCACAAUACAGUUUGAACAAAAUGACUUCCAAGCUGCUGAGGCCACAUUUCAACGGAUCCUUAAGUUAAAAUUGACUAUUAAUCAGAAUACGUCGACCACCGACCCAUCGUUGGCUAUAACAUACAACAAUUUGGGUAUGGUUCAGUUAAAACAAGGUCAUUUAGAUGAUGCAUUGGCUAAUCAUGAGCGUGCGUUAGCUAUUGAGUUACCGAUUGGCAAUGCGAAAGAUGUUGCCAUUACUUACAAUAACAUAGGUGGCGUUUAUGAUGAACAGGGUGAUUUUAUUAAUGCCGAGCGUUUUUACAAGAAAGCUUACAAAACUGCAACCACUGUUUUGCCGGCUAAACAUCCAAGCAUUCAAAUGUACAUGAAACACUUUAAAAAAGCUAGAGCAAAGAUGGUGCAAAAUGCUAAAAAUGAUCCAUCUGAACCUUGA
This is a messenger RNA of Didymodactylos carnosus, 2490 nucleotides long. NCBI's taxonomy places the organism in Eukaryota, Metazoa, Rotifera, Eurotatoria, Philodinida, Philodinidae. The record is from the annotation of a GenBank genome assembly.